This is a messenger RNA of Arabidopsis lyrata subsp. lyrata, 783 nucleotides long. RefSeq names its product transcription factor MYB114. The transcript has 4 exons. The record is from RefSeq and is a predicted model, not a curated record. NCBI's taxonomy places the organism in Eukaryota, Viridiplantae, Streptophyta, Magnoliopsida, Brassicales, Brassicaceae. Bases 1 to 783 code for a protein of 260 amino acids.
AUGCACGUCACUUCCUUAACCCCUCACAUGUGUAAUAGUGAGGGUUCGUCCAGAGGGUUGACAAAAGGUGCAUGGACUUCUGAAGAAGAUAGUCGUUUGAGGCAAUGCAUUGAUACUUAUGGAGAAGGCAAAUGGAAUCUAGUUCCUUUACGUGCUGGGUUAAACCGAUGCAGGAAGAGCUGUAGACUAAGAUGGGUGAACUACUUGAAUCCGAAUAUCAAAAGAGAAGAAUUUGGUUCUGACGAAGUUGAUCUUCUCCUUCGCCUUCAUAAGCUUCUAGGAAACAGGUGGUCAUUGAUUGCUGGUAGAUUGCCUGGUCGAACCGCUAAUGACGUCAAGAAUUACUGGAACACAAAUUUGGCUAAGAAGCAAGAACCGUGUUACGCAAGCAAAAUGAGAAAAAGAGAAAUUACUUGCUCACCAACGGCACCGGCCGAAAAACUCAAUGUUAUAAGGCCUCAACCUCGAUCCUUCUCCAGCAAUAAUGGGUGCAGCUCACUCAACGUCUUGUCAGAAGUUGGCUUUGGCGAAGUAAGCACCAAAUAUGGUAGUAUAAUCACAUGUAACAAAGGUAAGGAGAAAUGUGAUAAUUUCGUCAACAAUCUAAUGGAUGGAGAGAUUAUGUGGACGAAGAGUUUGCUGGAAGAGAACCAAGAGGCAGACGCAGUGGGUACCGUAGGUACUACAAGUGACGAGGGAGAUAGUUCUUCGACCGACUCAAUGUCUUCGACGUUUGAGAACCUUGGGAGUCUGUUCAAUGCAGAUACAAGAGAGGUUGAUUAG